Staurois parvus is the source of this 323-nucleotide messenger RNA. NCBI's taxonomy places the organism in Eukaryota, Metazoa, Chordata, Amphibia, Anura, Ranidae. The record is from the annotation of a GenBank genome assembly.
CACUGAUUGGCAUUGAUAGGUGGCACUGACUGGCACUGAUAGGUGACACUGAAAGGCAGCUCAGAUGGGCACUGAUAUGUGGCAUUGAUGUGGCACUGAUGGUCACUGGCACGAGGCACUGAUGAGCACUGACAAGGGCACUGAUGGACACUGACAGGUGGCGUUGCUGGAGCUACACUGAUCAUCAGGGCACACUGAUCAUCAGUGCCCUGAUGAUCUGUGUACAUCUGUCAGCGUGGCAGCUCGAGAGGAGAGAAAUGCCGAUAACCGGCAUUUCCCUGUUUACACGUGAUCAGCUGUGAUUGGAUACAGCUGAUCACAUU